UGUCUAUCUAGAUAUUUGGGGUAGUUGACGACAUAAGCGGAUAACGGGUACGCUUCUCCCUUAAAAAAGGAGUUUAACCUUUCCGAUUCAAUCCCAGCCUCGACCACUCUUCGUGAACUAGGGUUUCUUCCCCAUGGAUUCUACUACUUCUCUCGUCGUCAAGGUGAGCUAUGGAGGUGUUCUUAGGCGCUUCAGGGUGCCUGUCAAAGCUAAUGGAGAGCUUGAUCUUGAUAUGGCUGUUCUUAAGUGAAAAAUCGCUGCUCUGUUUAACCUCCCUGUUGAUGCUGAUUUCUCUCUGACUUACUCUGAUGAAGAUGGCGAUGUGGUGGCCCUGGUCGAUGACAAUGACUUGUCUGAUGUCACGAAUCAGCGCCUCAAGUUCUUGAAGAUUCAUGUGCAGUCCAAAACUAGCUCUAUUACUCCAGAGAGUAAUGGGAGUUCGACCAUGCCUAAUAGCCUUAACCCGGUUUCCAAAAUCCAGGAGGGUAUCAAUGAUGUUCUCACGGUUGUACCUAACCCCACGCGUGAAACCGUAUCCAAGGUGUAUAUUGACCUUGCAUCUAAAGCGGUAUCUUCUAGCCCUGUUGUUGGUGAGCUCUUUGAUUGCAUCUCCAAGCUAGGGAAACUCUCUGGUCCUCAGGAAGGUGGUCUUCUCUCACCUGUUGUUAUUCCCCGUUGUUCCCUGAGCUGGGAGGUUCCUUCCUUUGGUGAAAAGAAGGAUAUCUCUAAGAAGACCCAACCCGGGAAAAAACCUGCUGACCUUAAUGAACCAACCGGCUUUGCUGUUUCAAAGACUUCUGGUCCUGUACCAAUCUCCUCUGGACUGGGUGCUAGUUUCAACGAGUGCCCCUUCAGUGGUAGUAAAGUGAAUGAAUCAAGUCCAAAUCCUGGGAACUUUAAAAAACAUGCCCGGCGUGUCUGUCACUCGAAAAAGAGCAGCAGUGGUGAUUACUGGACCUCACUGGGUAUCUUCCAUAAGGGCAUCCGCUGUGAUGGAUGUGGAGUUCUUCCAAUAACCGGGCCUAGGUUUAAGUCUAAAGUCAAAGAAGACUAUGAUCUUUGCACCAUCUGCUUCUCGGUGAUGGGUAACGAAGGGGAUUACACAAGGAUGGAUAAGCCAGACUCAGUUCAACAUUCACAUCCCUUUAGAGGACAACUUACCCCAAUAUCGAACCCGUGGGUGGGCCAUGUGCCGCAACCACAACAUGGAGGUUUACACUUCAGGUGCACUCGGCCUAAACUCGACAGUCGCUUUGUGCUUGAUGUGAAUGUACUUGAUGGAACAGUUUUUGCUCCUUCUGCUCAAUUCACCAAGGUUUGGAAAAUGAGGAACAAUGGCUCGCUGGUGUGGCCGCAUGGCACACGAAUAGUCUGGAUCGGUGGGGACAAACUCAGCAGCUCGUUGUCAGUUGAUUUACAGAUUCCAGUGGAGGGUGCGCCUAUCGACAGUGAGCUUGACGUGAAAGUUGAUUUUGUUGCACCAGACUUACCUGGUCGAUACAUUUCUUAUUGGAGGAUGGCUUCCUCUAGUGGAGCUAAGUUUGGGCAACGUGUUUGGGUGUUGAUACAUGUUGAUGCAUCCUUGAAGGGUUCUGCUGUGAAUGAGUUUCAAGGACUGAACUUGAAUGUCUCCCCUGAUGAAGAAUCUACAGGGACCAAUGUGAAUCAUGAGCCAGCUCAAGCUGGCAGCUCCAGUGUUAACCCUGGGGCAGUGGAAGGUGCUGAUCUAGAAGGAGAAGCAGCUGGUUCCCAGAUCCCAGAAAAAGAUGACCUGCCGGUUGGGGAAGAAGUUGAGCCUGCUACUACUACUCUCACACCAUCUUCAUCUCCGUCAUCAUUCAACAUGAUCGAGUUCCCGAACAUGCCUGCUGUUGAGGCUUUGGGUGGUGGUGGUUCGUCGUCAUCUACAAAGGACAUCCCUGUUGAUCUUCAAGAGGAUAUUGAGGAGAACGACAUGGAGAUGGCCAUGCUCAAGGAGCUGGAGGAAAUGGGAUUCAAAGAGAUGGUUUUGAACAAGGAGGUCUUAAGGGAAAACGAGUACAACUUGGAGCAGUCUGUUGACGCUCUUUGUGGAGUUAGCGAGUGGGAUCCUAUCCUAGAGGAGCUUCAGGAAAUGGGCUUCUGUGAUGAUGUGACGAACAAGAAGCUGCUGAAGAAGAAUAAUGGAAGCAUUAAAGGCGUAGUGAUGGACCUCCUCACUGGUGAGAAGGAGGCUUAAUGUGUGGCUUUUGAUUCUGGGAACUUCUUAUCUAUCAGGGGUUAAACUAUGUUUUAGAAAUAAUAAUAUAUCCUGGUUAAUGCUUUGUUUGAUGAAUGAUGGAUUCUGUUUUCCGAAAUAAAUGUUAAGAUAUUAUCUCUUUCUUCUUU
This is a messenger RNA of Raphanus sativus (radish), 2367 nucleotides long. RefSeq names its product protein NBR1 homolog. Lineage: Eukaryota; Viridiplantae; Streptophyta; Magnoliopsida; Brassicales; Brassicaceae. The coding region runs from base 446 to 2218 and encodes 590 amino acids. The record is from RefSeq and is a predicted model, not a curated record. The transcript has 7 exons. Gene Ontology annotation, molecular function: zinc ion binding; protein binding.